UAAACACCAACUAGAACUCUCAGUUUACCAUCUUAGAAUCAUCACCCACAACAUCGACAUCCAGAGGAAAGAAGUGGACGUUUUCUUCAAGAGUCAACUAGAAUUGGAUGUGUUUUUUAAAUUCACCAUGAAUACCAAGAUUGUGUCUCUCCUAGCUCUGGCGGCCCAGAUAUCCGUCGCAUCAGCACAGAAUGGUCUACUCCAGUGGGGCAUUGGGGUGAUGGUUGCCAUCAUCCUGGGCAUCGUGGUCGGUGCAAUACUGAUUUGUGUAUGCUGUGGAUGUAUGUGUUAUCACUGUUGCUGUAAGAGCUCUAAAACCACGAGUACUGUGGUAGUUGCAGCCGCACCACAACAGCCACAAACCCACGUGAUCAUGCAUGGGCAGCCCGGAUACGGUCAGCAGCCGCCCGCGUACGGUCGGCCUCAGCAGAAACCUUACGGUGUGACGUAUUAAGUGAGAGCCAUCAGACCGACCAUUCCGAUAACGGUCAGCAACCCGAUUACGGUCAGCAACCCGGUUACGGUCAGCAACCCGGUUACGGUCAGCAACCCGGUACCGGUUA
Messenger RNA from Asterias rubens (European starfish), 563 nucleotides. RefSeq lists its product as uncharacterized. The coding region runs from base 128 to 454 and encodes 108 amino acids. NCBI's taxonomy places the organism in Eukaryota, Metazoa, Echinodermata, Asteroidea, Forcipulatida, Asteriidae. The transcript is spliced from 2 exons. The record is from RefSeq and is a predicted model, not a curated record.